UUUGUCAGCAGAACGGCAAAAGGAAAUGGCACAGUUAUUGUAGUGACACAAUGCACUCAAGUGAUUUUUGCUGACACAUUGAUUAUGACAAAAUAAAAUACCAUCAAAGGGAAGAACUCAUCACAGGAAGCGCUCCUACACCGCUGCGAUUGCACGAACAGGCCUCUCUAUAUAAACUGCACAUACCACUUCGAAUGUAGAUCAGCAAGACUUAAGACUGACAGAAGACAUCAGGAAAAAAAAACAGGUCAAAUGAAUGCAACUAUGUCAUCAGCACUAAACAUCCAGUUCCUCAAGGUGGCUUUCGUGAUGGGGCUCGUUUUAAUAUCAUUUGGAGUCGAGGAGGCAGCUUCAAAACCUCUUCAGAAGAAAGCCCACCAGAGGUCAUCAGAAGAAUCACAUCCAUCCUCAUCAUACCGGUUGAUCUGGGAUCCUGAGUUCAAAUCUUCAGCCGACCUGAUCCCACCAAUUAACAACAACUCCAUUUCUCCAUGGACCUACACGUUUACGCAUGAUGACAGCCUGUACCCUUCUACCAUCGCAGAGGCAAAAUGUUUGCUGACUGGAUGUUUGCUGGAAGGCGCUUUAGAAUCCAAACCGAUUUACACUCAAAUCAUGGUCUUGAGGAAAAUUAAAGGAGAAAAGAACUACUCCCUAAAACUUGAGUACAAACGCAUCGCAGUGGGGUGCACAUGCGUUCAUCAAUUUGUGCAAGAAGUUUAAAGUGUGGGACCUGAUGGAGUUACAAUACUUUAGAUGUUUGAUAGUUCAAAUUAUUUAAAAAAUGUAAGUUAAUUAGUAUUACAAAUCCAGAACGCAAGGCUUAAGACUUAUGACUUUAUAAUUUAUUUAUGGUAUCAUAUACAUUAUUUAUAUUAUAUUGUUUCGUGAUAUUUUAUGGAUUAUAUAUUUGAGUUUUUUGGCAACAGAAGAAUUCAAUGUAUCAUCACUAUAAAUUUUCGUCAUCUGACUUAAUUAAUUUAUGCUGUUACGUGCCUUCAAAUGCUUAUUUAUUUUCACUGGAAUUUUUUAUUAAAUUUUUUAAAUUAUUUUGUACUAUUUAUUUAUUGAUCCAAAUGUAUUUUUAAUGCUACG
Messenger RNA from Puntigrus tetrazona (Sumatra barb), 1095 nucleotides. It is a transcript of the gene il17a/f1, whose product is annotated as interleukin 17a/f1. The transcript is spliced from 3 exons. Bases 253 to 723 code for a protein of 156 amino acids. Lineage: Eukaryota; Metazoa; Chordata; Actinopteri; Cypriniformes; Cyprinidae. The record is from RefSeq and is a predicted model, not a curated record. Gene Ontology annotation, cellular component: extracellular region. Gene Ontology annotation, biological process: inflammatory response. Gene Ontology annotation, molecular function: cytokine activity.